This is a messenger RNA of Purpureocillium lilacinum, 900 nucleotides long. The record is from RefSeq and is a predicted model, not a curated record. NCBI's taxonomy places the organism in Eukaryota, Fungi, Ascomycota, Sordariomycetes, Hypocreales, Ophiocordycipitaceae.
AUGACCAAGACCUUCUCUAUCUUUCACCUUCGUGCCGAGGGCAGUGCCACUGAGCGAUGCCGAGUGCCAGAUCCUGGCAAAACUGCCCGCCAGACGGGGCCGAGGGCCUCCAAUGGAUGUGGGCUCGCCACGACGACUCAACGGAAGUACAGCGACAGUACAAUAGUUAGUCAGAUUCUGGCUUUGUGCAUCACAAUCUCCAGGACCGGGUGCCAAAUCGGUUGCGAUGCUGGGUUAAGCUGUGCAACCCGCUCGUGGAGGCUGACCACAUUGGUGGACAGCGAAGUUGUAUGCUCAGCACAGUGGUGUGGUAUCGGCAAGCCAGAGGAGGGUGUCACAAGAACAUGUCUCGCCAGGGUCAGGGAAGGUGGUGUUGUCGAGAGGUGGUGUCGCCAGGGGACAACAGAGGGUGUUGCCAGGAGUAGGUGUCAACAGGGGACAUCGAAUUGGUGUUGUCACAAAAGGAUGUCGGGAGGGGGCGAGAAGAAGGUGUCGCCAGAAGUGGGUGUCGCCAGGGAAAGGGAAAGGGUAGUGUCUCCAGGGACCAGAAGAGGGUGUUGUGAAAGAUGGUGUCGCCAAGGGACGAAAAGACGGUGCCAGCACAAGGUGGAGUCACCAGGUGAAGGCGGUGUCGUCAGCAGCCUGGACGCGAGUGUUGCUCGAAGGUUGUGUCUGCAGGGAAUGAGAAGAGGGUGUUGUCAAGGUGUAGCCAAAAUUGGGUGCUGCCAGGGCCUCACAGGAUGGCGUCGUCAUCAAAAGUGGUUGGAGACAGGGGACGAUAUGAGGGUGUUGGCAGAUGGUCAUGUAAUGCACCGGUGGCGCGAGGGCCCCUUACCAUGUGACAAAAUGAUCCAGAACUGCGGCCGGCUCUCAUGUGAAGCUUGCAGGACGAGUGGUUAG